CCAGCGCUUUAGCUCAUGUGUCAGCGGCACAGUCCCAACUCGCAGACUCCGCUUUGUCUCUCUGUCCCUCCCUCUCCGCUGCACUUCCCCGGCUCUCCGCUACGUGUCGCUGUCUCCCCCGGGGGACCCGAGGCAACGGAUAGAGGGGAAGAAGCUGCCGCAGCGGCUCCGUGUGUUGGGCCCGGGGAUGCCGCCCUCUCCUUCCCGCUAACUGGGGCCAUGGAACGGGAGCCGUGCGGGGCCGGAGCCGCCUGUAUCCUCCUCAUUGUAGCUAUCGGGAUGCAGAUCGGCCGAGCGGCGGGGGAAGACACCAAGUCUUGGGGCCCUUUGCCAUUGAAUGGAAGCAGCAUGUUAGAAGAAAUCCAAAACCCAUCAAAAACAAUAGCACCCGAUGAAGAGUUUAAAUUCUCCCUAUCAUCAGAACUGGUCUCCACUAGAUUCCUCACCACCCAGUCACCAGAUCUUUUACAAACCGGAAGUUUUUCAAAAUCGAUUUUACCAAAUUCCAACAGCGAUGUUUUGGUGGACCAAGUUUUACAAGACUCAAUCUUUGAAUUUCAGUGGACCACAUCUAUGGCCGCCUCUCACGAACCAUCUUAUUCAGAGGCCAUAGAUGUAGCACCUCUGCUGAGUUCUACGGUCCUUUAUUCUUCAAUCACCAAGGAAACAGGACACUCCACCAUAACUCUAGAUUCUAGUCUAAACAAUCCUUCCUUUAUUUCUCCAGAACACACUGUGGCUACCUCUGCUGCAAUUGCCCUUGAAGCAUCUUCAUAUGGAGAACAUUUAUCAGUAUCACCAAGUUUAGAAGAGUGCAGCUCAAUUAUUUGGACAGACAUAUUGUCUGACAUUAUUGAAGAUACACUUGGGGGUUCUAAUGCACAGCCUCCUACUUCUCUUGAUGCCCCAGUAAGCCAAAAGACUAUCAAACCAACUGAAACCAGCUCAGAGGAUGCCAACUUCCUUACAAGUGGAAAUGCUUUACAAAGCAUAUUUUCAGUAUGGCAGUCAACUGCUCAAGUUUUUACCCCCAGCCUUUAUAUGUCUUUGUCAUCCACUCCCCUUGACUCUAAUGGUAUAGAUUUUUCUAGCAGUCCUCUGGUGACAAGCGGAGAUGAGAGCUUCACGGUCAUUUCUAGUCCUACUUCCACUCUAGCUCAUGAGACAUUGGAUCUUGGUUUGAAUGUUCAAGCUUCGUCCAAGCUUGAGUCAAUGGAACAUUUAGAAACCAUAUCAAUGAAACCAUCAGUAUUGACUGGAGAGAACUUUUUGACCAGCAUGGUGGCAGACAUGGAGGUUGAAGAAGAAUCCACCCGUGAAAUCUUUGUCAGAGUCUUCCCUUCAACGUCUUCUUGGCAGCUGGAGAGUUCGGUAGCUCCCAUGGAUUUCUCAAGCUUUUUAGAUACCAGCUUUAUGGAGACACCAUCUUCCACCCUUCUACAGUCCCUCAGUAGAGAACUGGAACCACAUGAUUUGUCUGUACUUGGCAACACAAUGGCCAUAUCAACUUUUAUGGACUCAAACUUUUAUGCCACUGACUCUUUGGAACUGGAAUCACCCUUUGCCUCUACUGUUGAUACAUAUAGGACUCUAACGUCCCUCGAUCAAUCUCUUUUUGAAACUGUGAACGCAAUAAAAGACACGGCAUCCACCAAUCCAGAAUCUGUUUUGUAUUUUAGUGAAACACUGUUUCGUCUGGAAGAAUCAGAGACUAUUUCCCAUGUGUUCUCUUCUCAGCAGCCUGUGGUUUCUCUUCUUGAACCAAGCAACACGCUGCCUUCAUCUCCUGAAGAAAUAAUUACAUCCAUCUCUCCUUUGGAAUUCAGUGAACAUCCAUCUACCUUUUCUCAGGGCUCGUCUGCUAUGAUAUCAACAUUGGAAUUAUUUCUCAGUAGCUCUGUACUGGAGUCCAGUUUAUUAUCGACAGUGGACACUAUGGAUAUUGCACCUUGGCAAACCUCAACCCCUUACACAGUUGCCUCACUCACUCCAUUUUCCAGCAGUGGCUGGGGAGAGAACAGUUCAAGUGUCUUCUCAGAGUCUUCAGAGCUUUGGGAGGCAACAUCCUCCUUACAGUUGGAGUCUGAGUUUCUGUAUACCUCAAGUUUUACUGGUGCUAUCUCCACACUGCUGCCUUUGUCCCCGUUUUCUGAUGCAGAGACUGUGGUGACGUCGAUCUACACUUCCAACUUUGAUGAUUAUGCCAGCAGUGACCUGGAUACAGAAAGUCCUCAGACAUCUCUAGUAACAACUUUCUAUUUGAACUCAUGGAUGUCUGUAUCCGUAUUUGAUGGAAGUACAGUUGUUACUCCAGAAAACACUUUGCAGACACAAGAACUAAGUGUAACCCCGACAAUAAACUUAUCACCCACCUUAAGUGAACUUUCCAGCCUGUUAGAGAGCUUUGGUGAUAUGUCCAUCUUGAGCCCAACAACCACCUUACCCUUGUUGCCCACAGAGAGUAUAUUGAGUACCCUAAGCCUUCUAGAUACCAUAAGUGAUAUGCCCACCCUAAGCAUUGAAACCACCUUCUUCUUACCAACUUCUGUACCAUUCAACCUGAGUAUCCCAUACACAGUCAGUGAGAUUUCAUCCACUUCAUUUUUACUACCCACAUUGAGUGAAGCUCCUACUUUAACCAUGUCAUACACCAGCAGUGAUAUACCAGCCACCUUACUGUUACCAACCACCUGGAGUGUACAGCCCAGUCUGAGCAUACCGGAAACCUCCAGUUACAUACCCAUCCUGCCAACAACUUCAUUGUUAACACCAAGCUUCAGUGUACAGCCUUCUUCCACUAUCAGUGAUAUAUCAACCAUCUUGCCAUUGUCACCAACUCUGAAUAUAGAAACCAGCCUCAACAUGCCAACCACCUCCAUUGUAACCAUUCCAUCAACCUUGGUCUCACCACCAAUCAUGAGUGCUCCCUCCACCUUCAGCAUGUCAUCCACGGCCACUGACAUAUCAACGAUAUCCAUACCAACUACUUCACAGGUGUCACCCACCUUGGUUGUAACUCCAGUUGAGACUGUGCAAUCCAUUUCAAGUAUAAUGUCCACCCUAACCAUCUCUUCCUCUAUCAAUCUGUAUUCCAGCACUAGUUUGCCCAUUAACCCUAGUGCUCCUCAUACUUCAAGUAUCAUUGUUUCUCCGACCCGUAGCUCGGCUGCUACUGUGGCACCUACAGCAUCUACACCAAAUCCACCUGCCAAUACAGAGGUUCCUAGCACUGUAGGAACAGUCUCUACAGAAGCAACCAAAUAUACAAGCCCAUCUCCAGGGCCUACAAAAACUCCUUCAACAUCUGUUCAUCCCUUUACAUCUCCAGCUGUACUCACAACGUCAGCUCAUCUGACCACGACCAGGUUACCACUUGUGUGUGAUGUCUCCAAUCCUGAACCAUAUCUGGUUAAAGCAGUUCUAACCAGAGGUGCCAGCAUAGAGAAUGUUACAGAAUCCAUAAAGGAGCUACUAUCCAAACACUUGAAUCAUUCAGUGGAGUUGGAGGUUUACACUCUGGAUCCAGGGUUCUCCUUCAUGGUCACCUCUGGGCCAUAUGUCUACACGUCAAUAGCCAUUGGAAACAUACUGAGCUACAGCAUAGGACUCUCCCCAUCCUUCCUUACCCUAGAGACGGCGAAUAUAGGGCUUGACCAAAGAUUCCAGCUUCAGACUGUUCUCCAGUUUGUGCCGCAGUCAGUUGACAUCCGCCUCUGCACCUUUAGUGAACAGAUACACAAGGGCCUAAGUCUAGCGAUGUAUGAAGUGAGAAAGUGGCGCCAGGAACCGGAUAAUUUCACUGUGCAGAUACUGAACAUUACUUCUGCCUCCCGGGAAGUUGUUUGGAAAGCACCUGUGACUGUCUCUUAUGCAGUCAGGGAUCAAAACGGCUUCCUUAAUGGCUCCGAUGUCAGCGACCAAUUGCGGAACCUCAGCCUGGUGGAAUUCAGCUUCUUCUUGGGGUUUCCAGUUAAACAGAUAGCUGAGCCAUCUCUGUACCCUCAGCUCGAUGUGUCCCCUCUGCUCAAGGACUCCUGGCUGCGUACAGUUUUGCUGGGGGUGAUGGAACAGCAGCUUCGAGAUGAAACGUUUCAGGCUGACAUGGAGCGGAAACUAGCUCAGCUCAUCAGCGAGGCGAGCUCCCAAAUACGCCGGUGGAAGAGAGCCAGCUUCGCGGGGAGCAGAACAGUGCAGGUUGUGAACGUCUCCCGGCUGGAUGCUUCCGAGGGCCCGGUGCAGCUGGUAUAUUUCGUAGAAGAUCAGUCCGGAAAUCGCUUACCUGCCACCGACGUCUCCACCCUGAUUAAUGAGCUCAAUAUCCAGCGGGCGGCCAUUAUUCUGGGAUACCGCGUGCAAGGCAUCGUGGCUCAGCCCCUCAAUCAAGCCCAAGAGGCCGAGCGACAGGCUCAGAACCUGUGGAUCAUCGUGGGAGUGGCGGUGCCGGUGCUGGUGGUGACAGUGAUCAUCAUCAUCCUGUACUGGAAGUUGUGUAGGACGGACAAGUUGGAUUUCCAGCCGGACACAAUGAGUAACCUGCAGCAGCGACAGAAGCUACAGGCCCCCAGCGUUAAGGGCUUUGACUUUGCUAAACAGCACCUGGGGCAGCACAGCAAAGAGGACGUCCUUGUGGUCCAUGAGCCCCCGCCUCCCAUUCUGCACGGACCCCUCAAGGAUUCCACCCCCUCGGAGAAUGGGGAUGUCCCCACCCCUAAGUCAAAGGGCUCGUCGAAACCCCCCAAAGGGGGGCACAAUCGGGGGAGCAGGGUCACUCCGUCGGAUGCAGGAUCCAUUGCCAGCGAUGCUUCUAGUGGAAAGGAAUCAGCUGAAGAAACAUCACUCAGACCUUCUGCUCCACCACGAGAACCCAAAAUGCACUCAGCGGCCAUUGGAGAGCUGCCCAUGUUCAGCAGUGGUACCGAGCAACACUCCUCGGCCUCUAUCUUUGAACACGUGGACAGGAUCUCUCGCUCCUCGGAGGUCGGCCGCCGCCUCCCCAGCAAGAUCCAGCUCAUCGCAAUGCAGCCCAUAGCCGCACCCCCCAUGCACGGACUGUCUGUGGCUGAAAGAGAAGCCGAGGUCAACAAGAUCAACAGGGAGAUUCAGACCACUCUCAGGCACAAGUCAGAGAUAGAGCACCACCGCAACAAGAUCCGCCUCCGCGCCAAACGCAAAGGGCAUUAUGAGUUCCCCUUGGCGGACAUGGCGAGCAUUAUGGACACCAAGGAGCGGCAUCGCAUGUACCGCAAAGCUCAGAUGCAGUUCGAUAAAAUCCUGGAUCCGGUUAGCGGGAUGCCAACUGUCUUUAUAGAGCCGAGGAAGAGCUCCCGGUCACGGCGCUCCCCCAAACAGAGGCGCAGACAGCAAGGAUCUGGAAGCCCCCCAGAUGCUGACAGGGAUCGCUUAAUUACUACUGACAGUGAUGGGACCUACAAGAGACCCCCAGGGGUCAGCAACUCCGCCUAUGUUUCUGACCCAGACCUCCCUUCUGACGACCCCACUCCUGUUUCCGACCUGGGAAAAUACCCUGGCUCCCCCAAUCGCAUUCCACCUCCCGCUCAGUAUGUUCCACCCCAGCCUUCUAUUGAAGAAGUCCGGCAAACUAUGCAGUCCCUGCUGGAUGAUGCAUUUGCACUGGUGACUCCCAGCAGCCAAGGGGUUACGGUCCCAGGGGCUGGACAAGCUGGAGCCACUUCAGGGCAGCAACCUGCAAACAGUACUCCAGCCCACAGCGGGCGAGGGGCUAAACCAUGGGUCUAUCCCCCUCAGCAACCAUCUCAGAGGUUCCCAGAAUAUGGUAUCCCCCCGGCAGCUGCCCCCACCCAUCUAACAAGAAGCCCUGGUUUUGGUUCAGGCUUCCUACUCCCAGCAGAAGUGGCUGAAUCUCAGCAGACUGAAACCUCAUAUCCUUCCAGAGGGCUGUUCCCAGAGGACGUCUCUUCUGUAGCAAGACCCCGGCCGCUGGGAAGCACCGCAGGUUCGCCCCAGAUUCACCAGCUGACACAAGUUGGCAUCGCCAGCAGAAUGGGUGUGCCAUCCAUAGACCAACCAUCUAACAGGGGUGGACAACAACCAGCAUUAACUCCAAGCUGGUCCUCCUAUUAUCUGCAAGAGGAGGAGACUCCACGGCACAUGCAUCAGCGCGAGCAUAGUCACCCACAUGGACUGCAGGAAUAUGGAGUGUUCCCAGGCAACAGAGGUCCGGCCCAUCAGUCGGUGGCCACCUCUCAUCUCCAACCCUCCAUCUGUUACCCCUCUGGCUCAGCAGAAGAGUUUCACCCCAGCCACUCCUCAGCCUCCCUCAUUAAGGCCAUCCGGGAGGAACUCCUGCGCCUAUCCCAGAAACAAGCGGCCGUGACCAGUUACCACAGUUGAUAAGGGCUGGGCAGGACGGAGAAGUAGCUGCUUCCCAUGGAAGCCAGAGGAUGGUGGGGAAGUUGUUUGAGGAACAAAGGAACAUUUUAUAGGACAGUGAGUUGGGUCAGCAACAUGUUCAAAGACAUUGCACAUUACACUGAUCUGUAGCCCAAGUUUACACUGUCUCGUGCACCUACCUGCCCUCACCUGGGUAGGUUAUGGAUUCUACCCUUGGAGGAGACCCAUGCACUGGAGAAUACUGGUGUGUAUAUCACUCUUAAUGGUGAACCGUAGGCGUGUGGACUCUGGGGUAGACUCUGUCCAAGCUGCACAUUAAUUCCACAGUCAGUUGUCCUCAAUGGAGAUACCUUUGCCAUAAUAACACCAGCAUCCCUGAUUCUGGUCGGGCAUCUUGGCACCCAUAAGUGAAUAUUCACCUAGUGUCACAACAUGUCACACACUACCAGCAAUGACAACACACAAGUGUUCAGUAGGGUGCAGUUUUAUGACUUCUAGGAUAAGGAGCUGAGCCCAGGGAAAUUUGGGGGACAUAUUUUUUUUAAGAUGACAUUUUAAUAUCCCCAGAGUUGAGUUACAUUAAUUCAUCUGCUUCAGCUCUGGGGGGCUACAGAGCCAAAUGAUCAAGUUCGUUUUAGGGUCUACAGAUUUUUGUUUAUAUUCAGCCUGACCCUAACCCCCAGCUUGCCAACCUGUGCCCAACCUGCACCACUUUCCCAGACCCAUGCCAUUGGCUAAGUUUCUUGGUCUUUGGGUCCUGUGCAUCACUAGAUUGUUUGUCUUGCAUUUGGAACAUAUCUGGCAAGGCAAAGUCUGACUAUUGAGAAGGCCACUUGAAGGUGGAAACUUUGUUGGCCACCAAACGUAACUGAUUAGAGUAAUCUUAAUUACUCUAGUUUUUACUCUAGGUUUUGUCCAAGUAAAACUACUGCUAAGAUGGUGGGAGUUAGCGUUCAGGAACAGGCAAAGGAGCCCUUUGAAUGUUUGGGUGUUGUAGGUCAGCAACAAUUAACCUUGUGUUGUCAAAUUGUUUAUGCCACACUACAUUGGGCCAUAACUAAUAGUGUGUCCAUCCAAACAGUUUAGUCAAGGCUCUCGAGACAUUGAAGUCAUUUGUUUGCCUAAAUGGAACAUAUUGUGGUGACAUCUGUGCAGGAGAUGAUGUAGCUCCAAGGUACCUUAUGGUUCAAUACCUAGUGGCAUCACCAAAUUGCUUUUAAGCUUCACUGUACUGUUGUAGACCCCUGACUAGAAUGACUAACCAAGGUCCAUAAAUGGUGGCACAUUCUAUGGUGGUCUUGUCUUAGUCUUAGCAAGGUCAAAUUCUAUUGCUCCAAGGUCCUCUCAGUAGAGUCAUCAAGGUUUAUGAAUGUUGGUACGUUCUCUGGUUCUGCAUUUGACCUAGUACCAAGAUACUCUUGUGGUCAUGUAUCACCAGCAUACACAAAUAGUGUUGUAUAGAAUUGCCUCACCAAGGAUUGUGAGUCUUGUUAACAUUAUCCAGUACUGCAGGACACAGGACUAAGGUACCCUUGUAGUCUUGUUUUAAGCUUGGCCUCAACAAGGUGCAUGACUGCAAGAAACAUAGGACCAGGGCACCCUCAUGGUUCUCUACAAGGUGCAUGAAUGGUUUGUUACUCCACCUUGAGGUUACAGUUGUCCCCUAGUCAUGAGAAGAAGCAGGACAUUAUCGAUCUCAUUGUCUUUCUGUAACGGGCUGAGAAUUCUUGUUUCCUUGACUAGGGUUCAGUAAUUUUACUGAAACACUCACUAGCCUUAUUAUACAGCAAUAACUGUAGAAACCACCAUGGACCUUACCCAGAUGCCCCAAGUAACCCAAGAAAACCCAAUCACUGGGGCAAGUUAAUAGAAAGGGCAAGUUCACCUUUGUAUUAACGUACAUAUGUUACAGAUGUACCUAUUUUACUCCA
Messenger RNA from Xenopus laevis (African clawed frog), 8303 nucleotides. RefSeq names its product KIAA1549 L homeolog. NCBI's taxonomy places the organism in Eukaryota, Metazoa, Chordata, Amphibia, Anura, Pipidae. The coding region runs from base 16 to 6372 and encodes 2118 amino acids. The transcript is spliced from 20 exons. The record is from RefSeq and is a predicted model, not a curated record.